AGACACAUCAUUCACGAGGCGCUCGCCAAUCACGACUCCUCCUCCUUCUCCUUCUCCAUCUCCUCUUCUUCUUCCUCUCUUUGAACCGUCUCUUCGCUUCCAUUCCCUUUUUUCUUCUUCGAGAGCGACCCUGGAGACGUUGAGAAGAGGUAUAUAGCCAGGCGAGAAGGUAACAAGGCAAGCAAACCCUUGCCCAUGGAUUCUUUACUGCUUUCCGACUCCAUCGUUUGCCCAAGGCUUGCGUCCUCAUCUCGCCCCAUGCUUGCCGUCGCAUCCCGAUGCACUGUGGCCCUGUCGAUGAUCCGGCCUCCAUCUGUCGUCGGAUUGAGCUCCGUUUUGCCUCGCCGGCCGCCUUCGUGUGUGGCCCGUGCUGGGGCUUUGAUGACUGGUAGCCCUGUCUCUCGCAAUGGUUCUGCCUUUACAGUACGUGAUUUUAUGACAAAGAAGGAAAAUCUUGUUGUAGUGAAGCCGACAACUAGUAUUGAUGAAGCAUUGCAGAUGUUAGUGGAGAAUAGAAUCACUGGUUUUCCUGUCAUUGAUGAUGACUGGACACUGGUUGGUGUAGUUUCUGAUUAUGAUUUGUUAGCAUUAGACUCCAUCUCAGGUAAUGGACGGGCUGAUACAGGCUUGUUUCCUGAGGUUGAUAGCACUUGGAAAACAUUUAAUGAGAUUCGGAAACUUCUUAGCAAAACUUAUGGUAAAGUCAUUGGCGAUGUGAUGACCACCAAUCCUUUGGUAGUUCAUGAGACAAUGAAUCUUGAGGACGCAGCCAGAUUAUUACUUCAAACUAAAUACCGUAGACUUCCCGUGGUUGAUGGUGCUGGCAAAUUGGUUGGACUUAUAACAAGGGGAACUGUAGUUAGAGCAGCGCUUCACAUACAGCGCGGAAGUUCCCAAACAUAGGCUGUGAUGCAGUCUUCAGCAGUCGAUGUUCGCGAUUACAUAGAGAAAUACCAUAGUAUUAUUCAACAGGCCAAGAUAUCAUUUAAUCCAAUUAAUAUGUAGCUUUCUCAAACAAGCGGAGCCAUUCUGUUUAUUUUCUCGGUUACUAUUAAGACCUCUCCAUUGAAAUAGUGUGUAUAUGGUAUAGUUUACUUAGGAACUUGUUUCUUUACCUUAUUUUUGGAUGUAUUCUAUGUUCAGCUUCAAUUUACAGAAUGGAAUUGAUUAGGAAUUGUCUUUAAGGUGCUUCUAGUUAUUUGUAGAAAAAUGAUGUGCUUUCAGAAUAUAUUUUCGUAACCAAUUGCGAAGUUACUACAGUGAUUGAUUUCA
Molecule: messenger RNA, 1272 nt
Organism: Dioscorea cayenensis subsp. rotundata (Guinea yam)
Lineage: Eukaryota; Viridiplantae; Streptophyta; Magnoliopsida; Dioscoreales; Dioscoreaceae
Product: CBS domain-containing protein CBSX1, chloroplastic-like
Exons: 8
Coding region: 196-903 (235 amino acids)
Source: RefSeq, a predicted model, not a curated record